Messenger RNA from Loxodonta africana (African savanna elephant), 2321 nucleotides. It is a transcript of the gene IGIP, whose product is annotated as IgA inducing protein. NCBI's taxonomy places the organism in Eukaryota, Metazoa, Chordata, Mammalia, Proboscidea, Elephantidae. The transcript has 2 exons. The coding region runs from base 1 to 243 and encodes 80 amino acids. The record is from RefSeq and is a predicted model, not a curated record.
AUGUGCACUGGCUGGAGGCUUCCAGCCAUGAGGUUAAGCAAAUGCAAUUUAAAAAGUAAAUUUGAGCAUUCUGUAUUAAAUACGUGCAGUUAUUAUCACAUGAAGAAGCGCAGUGUGUCGGGCUGUAAUAUAACCAUACUUGCUGUCAUGUUCUCCCAUCUCAGUGCUGGGAACUCACCAUGUGGAAACCAAGCAAAUGUGUUGUGCAUCAGCCGGCUUGAGUUUGUUCAAUAUCAAAGCUGAAACUAGCGAGGUCUGCUGUACUGCUUAUUGAAGUAUUGUGAUUCUUUUAGGCAUUGAUUCUUACAAAAUAUAUACUGUAACAGUAUACUUUGUACAGAUUUAAAUUUUAUUUGAAAAAAUGAAAUAAAGUAGGCAAAAAAAUAAAGAUGUUUAUUUUUCAUGUGACUAUAUAUACAGAUCAGUCUUUUGUUUCAGUGCUUUUGGGAGUCUGGUUGUUCUUGGAUCCUUUAUUAUUUUUUUGAUGGGGAAACCAUUUUUCGGACUCAAUAGCGGGUAUGCUUGCCUGUUACCUGUGAUCGGUAAUUAGCUGUAAGCAUUAAGUGUGCUCUCUCAAAUUGGAAAGCUCUAAAUAUUUUGUUUUAUUUUAAAGUAAGUUUGUUUAUUUUUUAACAUUUUAUGUGAAUGGCCUAUCUGGCUUCUUGGGUCAGUUUUUAAAAAUUCUCUGUUGGUGUGAAGGUUAACAUAGCCAUCAUGUUGAAGAGAAGAACAAACUUUUCCCGUAGAUCAUAAUCGUUCCCCAUGGAAGAAUUUUUUUUCCUUUUGUUUUGUUUUCUGUCGUUUUAAAUUUGAAAUUGGUUUGGGGUAGUAGAAAGAUGUGUACUACCCCAAAAGAGUUCAUGACAAAAGAUGAAGAGACUCCUCUGUAGAAAAUAGAAGUAGCACUUUAAAAUGAGAUCCUUUUCAAAACUACUUUUUCUGGUGAGUGGAAUGGCAGACAGUGGAUGAAGUUACCAAUAACAAUGUGACACAAGAGUGAACCUUCAGGAUAGCUUUAAUGGACUGUCUCACAGAAGAUUAUCUUAUUUGACCAAAGAGAACCAUCGAAGUUUGGGCAUCUAGUUAAAAAACCAGGAUAGGCAUCAGAGGCCUCAAGUGUAGGAUAUUUUCCUCAACCUUUGGAAGUAGAAUUUGAAGUUAUAUUUGUGGCUUUCUCCUUUCAUUUUAUCUUUUUUUUUUUUUUUUGAUGUUUCACUUACCUUCAGGCUGCAUCUGAGGAAGUCUUGGAACAAGUAAUUCUCCAAGAUUCCUGACAAAAAGCACACUAUGGAAAAAAUUGUAAUGUUAUUUAAAUGUAUAUUACAAUGGCUAUAUUCUAAAACUUGAUGCAUAUCUCAAGUCCAUAUCACCAUUCCAGGCUGUGGAACCCAAGGUUUUCUUUUUUGUUGUUUUGUUUUUAUUUUCUCACUAAAAUGGCCCUCCUUUGUACAGACUUGGAUUGGAGUAGCCUCCACAUCUGACAACCAUCAACUCCAAUAAAAAUAGUGCAGAAACUUGUGUCAUAAAACUUAAAAAUGAAGGUACCAUUGUUUUGGGAGAGGUUGGUGGGGUGCCUAAGAAAUUCCAAUUUUCCCCUUUAAGUUUGCAGUGCCUCUUAGUUUUGGGGGGCACACAAAGGGCAGGUGGGUACUUAAUGUAGAAGAGACCAGACUCUCCUCUCUCCUGAAGGUGGGGUCAGAUAAACCCCAGGGAACCUGUCCUGGAGGAGGGCUCUCCUGUACAGGAAACUCUACCCAUAAUUUAUUCCCAGACAAUAAGGAAUAAGAGAUCAAAAAGCCAGGAGCCAGGCCCCUUCCUAAUGUCCUGUGGCCUUAUUACUCAAUGAUUCAGCACCAUACCCCAGAUGAGACCAUGAUUGGAGAGCAAGGGGCCCUGAGGUGAGCGUGUACUUACUGCAGGACUGCAGGGGGAACAUCCCAGACUUGGGAAAGGUCUGAGCAACAGGACAAGGAAGGGGUCAAGAAAGGAGUUUAGCUUGCACAAACAGAACUAUUUGUCACUUUUAUCUAGCUCUUUCCUUCCCAAAGUGAUAAAAUUGGCAAUCUCUUCCCAUUCCCACCUCCAAUGGAUGUUAAUUUUUAUUUAACCAUGUGGUACAUAAUUUACUGUCGCUCUUUUGGAAAUCCUUUUGUUCCUAUCCAGUCACAGUUUUUUUCUAAGCAGACAGGACUUUUUUAUUUCAUGUACUGGUUUUUGGAAGAGGUUCUGUGCAUUCAGGAUCAGAGGAGAGAGAUCUCUCUUUUUCAGUGUUUGACUGCUAGCCAGACUCAGGGCCAGCACGCGCCUUCACUGCUGUCACU